This is a messenger RNA of Moneuplotes crassus, 1375 nucleotides long. Lineage: Eukaryota; Ciliophora; Spirotrichea; Euplotida; Euplotidae. The record is from the annotation of a GenBank genome assembly.
CAAGGCUAUUGCUCUAAAUUUGAUAGUAGAAAGAAGUACAAAGAGUCCAUCAUGGAUUAUAUCUCACAGCAUGACAGAACAAGAGGUGAGAGGGUUGGGGGUCACCGCAAGUGUCAUUCACGACCUCAUACAACUCAAACUAGCCGGAAAAGAUCGAUGAGGGAAUCUAUGACCAAUAAAUUUCAAAUGUUUAAAAUCAAGAAAAGGAGGCCGAAUCCUAAGGAGCUUCAAGUUGCACCAAAGGAGCUUUCAAAGCCGGUCAAUAUUAAGGAUUAUGAAAAUAUGGUUGCUGAAAUGCACUUAACUGAAGAGCCAGAGCCAACAGUCAAUAAAGAAAUCAACAUAGAUCACCAGACUAAUAAAGAUAUCGUUGAGGUAAAAGCAGAGCCUAUUGAGAAGGGCAGGUCUACUCUUGAUGCUGACGAGAUUUCCUCUCCUGAGAAAGACCCAAGUCUUCAGAUUAAAAACCCUGUCUACAAGCUAGAUACUCUGAAAUCAAUCACUAAGGAAAUUGAAGGAGAUGUAAUUCUGGAAAACUCAAAACUCAAUGAUGCUUUAAGAAGCACCAAAAAAUCGAUUGACUUAUCAGAGAAAUUUCCUCAUGAUCAUUCAAAGUCAAGGGAUUCCAAGAAAGAUGCUGGGAACCAGUCCAACAUGGAGAUUAGCAGCCCAAAAGUUGAUAUCAAACUCAGGCCUGUGAGUGGGUACCAAAGCAGGAGACAUGAUGAAAGCGCUCUCUCUGAACAUGAGUAUCAUGAUGCUGAAGGAAUGACCAAUAUCACUAAGAUGAACCCUAAUAAUGUUGUCAACUGGUACAAAAAUAAGAAGGAAAUUCUCAGACAUAAAUAAGGUCGAGGAGAACAAUAAAAGCAUGAUGGUGAAACUCAAUACUGAGUUAUACUCUAAAUCUUCAAGGGAUGGAAAGGACCUGUCCUAUCCAUUCGGAAAUAAAAUCAGAGCUAGGGAAAGUAACUAUGUCAAAAAGACCAAGAAAAUGUCUGAACUCAACUAUGAUAUGAAAGAAGAUCAAUAUUAUGAUUUUAUCGACAAUUUUAGAACACAACAAUGACUCCAAGUUUUAGGAAAACCGGUGCACAACGUGAGGGAGUUCUCAAGUAACCCUCGAAAAUCAUCCAGAAGAAAGUCCAAGAAGUCUUCUUCUCGAAAGAGUCUCUCUAGUGCACCUACAGGAAACAAGGAUCUUGAGCUAGGCAGACACUCAGUGUGGAAGCAUCUAAUUCAGCCAUCAAAUGGUAAGCUUUUUUAUUUAAUGAAGGUCCCAAAGAGAACGAAUAUGAAUACCGAGAAUCAAUUCUGAGCAUCAAACCCAAAAUGUUUACAAUGAAAUAAACUUUCAACCUAAGUGGACUUCCAA